UGUAAAAUGACCUUAUGAAUUCCUGCGUCUCAAAAAAGUCUUGAACGUUUUUACCUUGUCGUUUUAUCAUAAGAAUUUGUUUGUUUUAUUGUGCUAAAGUUAUCUUCUCCUAGAAAUUAGUUAUGAAAAAUUAAUGUUGUUACUGGUGCCAUAAAGAAAUGUUUAGUGUAAUGAAAGUUAUCGUAAAUGACAAAUAAUCGUGCCUUUUAUGUCACACUACAAGCUUCAAAAAUAAACACAUGAUACCGUGUUCGGUUGAUUUUCAUUUGUUUUCAUUAUGACGAAACGCCGAAGAAUACUGCACGCGGACAAAAUUAUACAAAAUGUUAUUCAUAUAUUUUGUUUGUUAAUGUUUUUGCAACUGAAAGGUUAUUACUCUGUAAGUAGCAAUCCAAUUCUAUUAUACUCUACUGCUAAUGAUAUUCGAGUUGUUAAUAUCCCUAAGUUCACAAAAGCCACCGCCAUCGUAAAAGACUUGGAGCAGGGUUCUGCUGUUGACUUCAUCUACCGGAAGAACUUGAUUUGUUGGUCAGAUCAAACAGCAGAGCUAAUACAAUGUAUGCACUACAACGAGACACAUUUGGGAGAAAAGAUGAAUAUAGUAACAGAAGGCUUGAUAACACCAACUGGCAUUGCCAUAGACUGGUACACAAACAAUAUUUACUGGACAGAUGGCGAGACAAACAGAAUAGAGGUCAUAAGUUUGGAGCACAAACACAGGAAGGUUCUGUUUUGGUCAGAGGUGGACUUAGCUCGGGCCAUUGCUGUUGUUCCUAAAGAAGGGUUAAUGUUUUGGACUGAUUGGGGUGAAAUACCUAAAAUAGAAAGAUCUGGAAUGGACGGAGACCCAUCCACCAGGAAGGUUAUAGUGAAAAAUAACAUUUACUGGCCAAACGGCAUAACCAUAGACUAUAAUAAGAAUUUAAUAUACUGGAUUGAUGCAAAACUCCACUUUGUAGAUGUUAUAGACUUUAAUGGAGAAAAUAGAAAGAAAGUAGUCAAAGGUGGCCUGGAGUACCCUUAUGCUUUAACUACAUUUAGUGAUAAACUAUACUGGACUGAUUGGAAAACUUGGUCUUUGCACACUUGGGAUAUAUCAACAAAUGGUCCAAUCAAGGAAAUAAUAAAGUCUAAUCCAGUCCCUGUGGAUAUCAAAGUGUAUGAUGGCAGUCGACAGCUGAUGCCAGAAGUGGAACACCCCUGUAAUAUCGGCAAUGGCGGGUGCUCACACCUGUGUCUCUUGUCAUCUGCCAGUCCAGGAUAUGUCUGUGCCUGCCCCACCGGAGUCAAACUCAAAGAAAACAGCCAAACAACUUGUUACAACACGCCGCAGUCACUGCUUCUAGUGGCGCAGAGGUCGAUGAUCUCAAAGAUAUCAUUAGAUUCACCCGACUUCACUCCAUACACCUUGCCACUAAAGGACCUCAAAAAGAUACUGUCAGUUGACUUUGAUCCUAAGACUGAAUACAUUUACUGGGCUGACAGUGUGCUGAAGUCGAUCUCGCGCGCGCGUUUGGACGGCAGCUGCCAGCAGGUGGUGAUCGCGGACAGCGGCGUGGGCGACAGCAUCGCCAUAGACCCGCUCGCGCGCAACAUCUACUGGACCGAGCCCGUCACUGACACCAUUAAUGUGGCGCGUCUGGACGGCAGCGCUAGAAAGGUGCUAAUUCACGACGACCUAUAUGACCCUCGAGCCAUAGCCUUGCACCCCACUGCAGGCCUGAUGUUCUGGUCUGAUUGGAACGAGAAGAAACCCAAGAUUGAACGAGCUAACUUGGACGGCACAGACAGGGUUCUAUUGGUGUCCGAGAAGCUGACCUGGCCCAAUGGAAUCGCUUUGGAUGUAACCAAUCACAAACUGUAUUGGGGCGAUGCGAGGACUAGAAAAAUUGAAGUGUGCAACAUGGACGGCACGCAGCGACGCGAGCUGCACAGCGCCGACAUCCUGCACAUCUUCGGGCUGGCGCUGCUGGGCCCGCAUCUCUACUGGUCCGACACGCAGCGCCGCACGCUCGAUAGGAUCGACAAGAACACUGGUCUUGAACGACAGACAGUAGUGGAACAAAUGGCAAACAUGAUGGGAGUAAAGGCGUUCCGACUGGGCGAUCCUAUUGGUUGGAAUCCGUGUGCGGACAAUAAUGGCGGCUGCUCACAUUUCUGCUUCAACCGACCGAAAGAUCACGUGUGCAGUUGUCCGUUAGGUUUGGAGCUAGGCAGCGACAGGAAAGCAUGUGUAGAACCAGAGACAUUUUUGGUGUACAGUCGCAAAAACGUCAUUGGCCGGAUCAGCAUAGAGAAUGAAGACAACGAUGCGAUUCUGCCAAUCAAAGAGCUCAAAGAAGUUAGUGCUUUGGCGGUGCAUGUUUCUGGAUUGAAGUUGUACUGGUCUGACAGUCGAACGAAAACUAUAAACCGGUGUUCUAUAAACGGCACAAACAUUGAAAGGAUACUAGAAUGGACCGGCUUAGUUGAAGGUCUAGCCAUAGACGAAUAUGGACAGAACAUCUAUUGGACAGACACGGCGACGCAACGCAUAGAAGUGGCGCGGUUGGACGGCUCCAGUCGAAGAACUCUCAUCUGGCAGGCUCUGAAGAAACCCAAGAGCAUUGUGCUCGAUCCAAGGAAAGGCUACAUGUACUGGUCCGAGCUUGGCUCUAAGUGCAUAAAGCGCGCCGGUAUGGACGGCUCCAGCCCCACCGUGAUCAUAGAGCAAGUGGGCCGCGUCCACGCCAUGGCCAUAGACUACGACAAGCACGCCAUCUACUGGGCGGCGCUCGAACCGCCGACCAUAGAGUACGCGUUCCUCAACGGAACUGGCAGGAAGACUCUGGUUACAAAUGUGUCUAUGCCGUACGCGCUAACUUUGUAUGCCGAUACGAUGUUUUGGGGCGAUUGGAAUACAGGUCUCAUAGAAGCAGCGAAGAAGCUAGACGGCAGUUCGCGGCGUCGUUUACACGAAAACGUCGACUACAUCUCUGACCUGAAGGCGUGGGCACGUAAAGGCGGCAGCAACCAAUGCGCGGUGGACAACGGUGGCUGUCAACAUCUGUGUCUACCCGCGCCCACCGACUACCGCUGUGCUUGUCCCGCGCAUUACCGCCUACAUCCUGACAACCUCACAUGCGACGAACCAGAAGAAUUCCUGCUAUUCGCGCUAAAGAACGCCAUAGGCAGAUUGUACAUUGCGAACGGCGAAUGCGCAGACGCAUAUAUUCCGCUCAACGGACUCAAGAACGUUAAGGCUAUUGAUUACGAUCCCACUAACAAGACGUUAUACUGGAUAGAGGAAGACUCCCACCUAAUUCGCAGCGUUCCUAUAUCAUACUCAACAACGUCCGCCAUCACUGACUCUUACAUCGUAGUUGAGGGCAUUUCCCGCCCUUUCCACAUUGUCCUGGACAUACUAGGUCAAGCGUUGUACUGGACUAGUCUGGAUUCCGACACGAUCAAUGCCACGUCUAUUAGGAAUAGGACGCUGACUGGAGUGAUCGUGAGGGGGGAGAAUAUGAUGCCUAGGCAUUUGGCCUUCCAUCAGACGGAGAGGUUCCUAAUCUGGAAUGAUGUAGGUCUGGGCGCUAUAAUGCGAUCCAACGUAGACGGCACGGGGCGCAUCGAACUAGCUAGAGCUACGAACGCGUCCGCGCUCGCUCUUGACCAAACCGCUUCUAUUGUCUAUUGGGCUGUCAAUAGUAAGAUCUACGCGGUGGAUCUAAACUCGGACAAUAAGACGCGUAUCGUCUGGCAAGGCGGCUGGGUGGGGACUCUGGCGGCGUACGGUGGCGCCCUCUACAUGAGUUCGCUGGGCGGCGACCGCGCGCUCAUGAGGCUGCCGCUGCAUCGGCUGCACGUGCCCGCCGUGCCCGUGCUGCAUGUGCGGGUGGUUGCGGCCAGGCUGGUGCUGCCGAUGGCGGAGUGGCACGCGUGCGCGACGCAGCCGUGCGGCGCGGCGCCGGGCGCGUGCGGCGCGGCGGGCGCGUGCUCGCCGCCACAGUCGCAGUCGCAGCCGCAGCUCUGCGCGCGCGACCACUUCCUGUGCGCGCAGACGCUACACGACAACACAUAUUGCAUACCGAUGGCUUGGAAAUGCGACGGUCAAGUGGACUGCCCCGACGGGUCGGACGAGUGGGCGAGCGCGUGCGGACGCUGCGCCGGCGCGGGCGGGCUGCGCUGCGCUGACGGCGCAUGCGCGGCGUCGCUGCGCGCGUGCGGCGCCGGCGUGCGCUGCGCACUCGGAGCCAUGCCUGAGGCCUUCCGAUGUGACGAACGUUUGUGCAUAUCGCCUCACCUGCAAUGCGACGGGACGCAACACUGCGAGGAUGGAUCCGACGAAUCGCCCGCGACAUGCGGCGUGCGAGAGGUGCCAAACCAAGGUCGUCAAUCCAGUGCUUUCGUUGUCUGUGGCGCCGUCGCGGGAGCGGCCGGCGGCGCUUUUGCUGCUUGGGCGGCUUUAAGAAAAUGGCGGCGACUACAACGACGGCCCCAACGCAGACCGGCCAGACCUGACGUCAGAGCCAUGAAGCCUCUUCAGCUGAUGACCAGCGACGAGAGGGCCAGGCCUCUAGGGGCCAGUUGCACUGAUACGUCGGGGAGCCUGUGCGGACGCUACCCGCGGCCCACCGCCAACCCGCCGCCGUCGCCGGCCACAGGCGAGGCUGCGGCUGCGGAGGGCGGCCGCCGGCGCGCCUACCGCCACUACCGCGCCAUGAACCGGCCGCCGCCGCCCACGCCCGCCUCCACCGACGUCUGCGACUCCGAGCCCGAGGCGCCGCCGCCCUCGCCCGCGCCCGCGUCCGCGCCUUGCUUCUACUGACUCAGUCUUGUCUGAAUGUUCACAUACCUGCCGCAGUCGUUCUAACACUGAAUCACAGAUAUAGGAACGCUUCAAUGUGAUUUGUUCUUAUAUCUGUGGACUAAAUUAUGUUUGUCACUGUGGCUGGCUAUUCACAUGCCGCAGCUACGAUUUUGAGGCUAACUGAAUUACAAACAAAAAACUUUAUUUGAUACACGCUAAUGUCUAAUGUCGAAAAUGCGUUGAGACUUUUUAUGAUUAAAAAUUCCACUUUUUGAAUUAAGAUUUUAUUCCACCAUCGUGACAACACAAAACUGAUUUGAUACUCUGAUGCGUUUAAACCAGAGAUUUAUUUUUAUUUGUACUGAACGUGAAUAGAAAUUGCAAUGGUGCUAUUUCACUGUAUGUGCCUCAAUACUAAAUAAGCUAAAUAUUGUAAACUAUGUUUUGUAAAUAGUAAGUAAAUUGUUUUGAGAUAGUGAUUUAAUUUCAAUAUUUCUUAUUCUCUUUUAUUUUUCUAAUCGUAAUUCUAAAUAAGUGCCAUGAUUGUACUGAUUUUUAGCUGCAUUUACUUAUUUUUUGUAUUUUAAUUGAACUUACCACGUUUAGUUAUUUAGGUAGUUUUUAACUGGUCCUAAGAUUUUUUGCUAUGUAAUGUAUAAUUAAACCGAUAUUUGUUUUACAUUUUGACAGUGGUUCGAUUCCGGCAUUCUAGCGUGCAAUAUGCUAUCAUCCUGAAAUGUUUUCUUAAAAUAACUAUCAAUCUCAUAAAACAUAUAUAGCUUAGGCGGGUACAAAACUUAGAUAUUUCACUUAUCCAAUAUUAUUUAUAUCUCUUUUUAACGUUAGGUAAAAUGAAAAAGAUAGCAAUAAUAUUGGGCAAAGAAAUCGAUGAAGGCUUUUAUUUUGGAAAUAAAUAAUUUGUUUCAAUAUUCGAAGGAAAAAGCUGUGAAUGUGAUUGAUAGUGACAUCACAAUUCGCCAUUUAAAAAUAGAUAUUUAAGGUUUUUCUUUAAUGCUAGAAAGUAUUAGUGAUUAUUUAUUAAUUAUAUGAUUAGUUACAUUAUAACAGAUUAGUAAAUUCUUGUAUUAUAUUGACUGAAAUUUCUAAUUAAACUUUUGUACCUGUUAAUAA
Molecule: messenger RNA, 5923 nt
Organism: Plodia interpunctella (Indianmeal moth)
Lineage: Eukaryota; Metazoa; Arthropoda; Insecta; Lepidoptera; Pyralidae
Gene: arr
Product: arrow
Exons: 24
Coding region: 278-4810 (1510 amino acids)
Cellular component (GO): membrane
Molecular function (GO): protein binding
Source: RefSeq, a predicted model, not a curated record